Solanum tuberosum (potato) is the source of this 1038-nucleotide messenger RNA. Its product is annotated as glucan endo-1,3-beta-glucosidase-like. NCBI's taxonomy places the organism in Eukaryota, Viridiplantae, Streptophyta, Magnoliopsida, Solanales, Solanaceae. Gene Ontology annotation, molecular function: hydrolase activity, hydrolyzing O-glycosyl compounds. The transcript has 2 exons. Gene Ontology annotation, biological process: carbohydrate metabolic process. Bases 1 to 1038 code for a protein of 345 amino acids. The record is from RefSeq and is a predicted model, not a curated record.
AUGGGAAUGUUAAUUCAAGACGUCCUUUUGGUUAUAUACUGUGCCUUCAUUCUUCAUUGGAAUUAUUCCACAGUUGAAGCAACAAUUGGAGUAUGUUAUGGCCGCGUAGGUACAAACCUUCCACCACCAUCAGAAGCUAUCAAUGUCAUAAAAUCAAAUGACAUUUCGAGAAUUCGUCUAUUCAAUCCUCAUCCAGAAGUAUUACAACCAUUUUCUGGAACUGGAAUUGAUCUUUUGAUUGGAGUACCUAAUGAAAUCUUACCUACCCUAGCUAAUAGUCCUGUGAAAACCUCCAUAAAAUGGCUACAAUCAAAUAUUUUUGCCUAUGUUUCUCCUAAUCAAGUUAAAUAUUUAGUAGUUGGCAAUGAAAUAUUCCUUAAAGAUCCAUUUUACUCCCCUUAUAUAGUUCCUUCAAUUUCAAAACUUUAUCAAGCUCUUCAAACAUUAGGCCUAGCUACAACCAUUAAGGUUUCUUUUUCUCAUGCAUCUACCAUACUUUCCAAUUCAUACCCUCCUUCAUUUGGAACUUUUGAAUCUAAUGUCAAACAAUUUCUUGUUCCUUUAUUACAAUUUCUACGUGACACAAGAUCGCCAUUAAUGGUGAAUGUUUACCCCUUUUUCGCUUACAUUAACAAUCCAAAGUAUGUUUCAUUGGACCAUGCACUAUUAAAUAGGUCAUCAUACAUGGAAUAUGACAAGAACUUGGCUUAUGACAACAUGUUUGAUGCUUCCAUUGAUGCAUUUGUUUAUGCCAUGGAGAAGGAAGGAUUUAAUGAUAUUCCUGUGAUGGUCACAGAGACAGGAUGGCCAACUUCUGGAACUGAUGGCGCGAGCAUUGACAAUGCCUUUACUUAUAAUGAAAAUAUUGUGAGAAGAGCUUUGAACAAUGUUGGCACGCCUAAGUGGCCUGGAGUUGGCUUGGACAUUUUUUUGUUUGAUAUGUUUGAUGAGAAUGGAAAAAGUGGGGAGGAGUUUGAGAGACACUUUGGUAUUUUUGGAGACAAUGGAAUUAAAGCUUAUGACAUUAGGUUCAACUAG